AUGGGUGACUCCUACGCCGCCGCCUUCCCCAGCGCCCCGGGGCUGCUGUCGCCGUCCGCCAGCCCCCAGGCGUCCCCCGGCCCCUACGGCCCCGACUACGGCCCCUUCGGGCACCCCUUCCCCGCGCCCUCGGGCGCCCAGGAGGUGCUGGGGGCGCCGGUGGUGGUGGCGGCCAAGGGCCACCCCCCGAGCGAGUGCCUGCCCGGCGUGUACCCCUCGCUGGAGAUGCCGCACCCCUACGGCUCCUGGUACAAGGGCGGCAUCGGCGGGGGGCUGCCGGGGGGCUCCGGGCCCGCCGCGCCGUCCUGGUGGGAUGUGCACCCCAACGGGGGCUGGCUGGGGGGGCCGGCGGGCGCCGAGGGGCUGCAGGGCUCGCUGCAGGGCCAGCCCGCCCUCAGCCCCCCUCUGCCCACCUACGGCUCCGAUUUCGGCGCUCUGAACCCCCCUCCUUACAGCAACGCCCCCGCGGCGCCCCCCGCCCCCAAACCCGCGCCCGGCGAGACCCCGAAGGGUCCCCGCGGCGGCUCCUUGGGGGGACGCCCGGCGUGCGAUUGUCCCAACUGCCAGGAGCUGGAGCGGCUCGGGGGCCCGGCGGGGUCGCGGCGGAAGCCGGUGCACAGCUGCCACAUCCCGGGCUGCGGCAAGGUGUACGGCAAAGCCUCGCACCUGAAGGCGCACCUGCGCUGGCACACGGGCGAGCGGCCCUUCGUGUGCAACUGGCUCUUCUGCGGGAAGCGCUUCACCCGCUCCGACGAGCUGGAGCGCCACGUCCGGACCCACACGCGCGAGAAGAAGUUCACCUGCCUGCUGUGCAGCAAGCGCUUCACCCGCAGCGACCACCUCAGCAAGCACCAGAAGACCCACGCCGACCCCGGCCCGCCCAAGCCGCCCCCCGGCGCCGAGCAGCCCCCCGCGUCCCCCCGGCCCGCCUCGCCCGCCAAGGACGGCGGCAGCCCCGAGGCCGGCAGUUUGUUGGAGAUUUGAGCCUUUCCGCUUUCAUCUUCGUCUUCCUCCUCCUCGCCGCUGGGGAUAUUUAUUACGGGGUGCUGCUCCCCCCGAGCCCCCUCCCCCUCAGUUCCCCAGCUCCUAGUUAG
This is a messenger RNA of Melospiza melodia melodia, 1094 nucleotides long. RefSeq names its product Sp7 transcription factor (gene SP7). Gene Ontology annotation, molecular function: RNA polymerase II cis-regulatory region sequence-specific DNA binding; DNA-binding transcription factor activity, RNA polymerase II-specific. The coding region runs from base 1 to 984 and encodes 327 amino acids. Gene Ontology annotation, biological process: regulation of transcription by RNA polymerase II. NCBI's taxonomy places the organism in Eukaryota, Metazoa, Chordata, Aves, Passeriformes, Passerellidae. The transcript has a single exon. The record is from RefSeq and is a predicted model, not a curated record.